GCGCUCACCUGGCUUAACUGCAUAGUCGUGCACACCCUGGCGGACAGAACUCUGCGCCCCCAAGUAGUCAGUAUUGUGGACCUUUUGACUAGGACUAUAAGAGUGGUGACCAUGGUGUCGAAGGCUAUGGUAUAAAGGUACGCCCCCCAUCUUGACACAGGGCGUCUGAGACUAGUGCACGACGUAUUGCUCUCUCUGGACAUCCAAGUUGUAGUCGUCUACCCCUAUGAUGCAUCGUGGAGACGCCCUGCGGUCCAGCAACGAACACCCCCUCGUGGUUCACAGCCUCAUAAAUGAAGAAUGCAUAUCUGAACACCCUCCGACACUUCAUGCUCUUGGCGUAUCCAUCGUGCUCGCAAAAAUCUAUCCAAUGUAUUGCUUGAACUGCGAAACACACGGGUAUGGGAAACAUGUACACUUGUUAGCCCGUCGCCUGCACCAAGUCCUUCGGAGUACCGGGAGCGUCAUGGACCUCAGAACGUUCAUGCAUAUCUGCGACGUUUUCGAGUAUUUGGGGGACGCGACUAGGAACAUGUAUGUCCAUAGGGCGUGCUCACUGCGAUACAUGACUGGAUGCGAAACCGAGACACAAGACCGAUUUUGUGAAUCACAAUCGUCGAAAAUUUGGCUGGAACUCAGGAAACGAGCGUAUGCUAGAGGUGUACGCCGAGCCGACAAACGUAUACGUCAUACAAGCAUCGAUGCGACCGAUGAUUCGCGCUGCUAUCCUGCACACCCGCUCUUCAACGCGAGCCAGGAUGCACCUUCACGUCACGUUCUCUUUCCUCAGGACCGAUGGAGUAAUCCGAGCUACAUCCCGCUUUACAGCUCUGUCCAAUCGCCAGACACGCCGCCCAAGCAGCGUUCUGUCUCGCCUGUUACAGCACCUCAUGAUCACCUCUUCCCAGACGACGUCGAUUGGGCCAACUAUUACUGGGGAUUUCCGCGUCGUGCUGACGGGCGAAGACCCAUGCUAUACUCCCUGCCUCGACGAAUCACCGAUCGCAUACCCAUCGAACUCAUCGACAUCAUCAUCAGUUUUCUAGGAGACGACAGACGAACUCUGCGGGCAUGUAUGUCCGUGUGUCGACAUUGGUACGGCACCAGCGUUCGCUUCUUCUAUAGCGACAUUUCCCUCUGCAGCCGCCGUCAAUUCGAUCAGUUGGUCCGCAUUUCACGCCAAUUUCCCAGCGUUCGAACGCUCCUUCACCGGACACGAAGUCUGUCUAUCUCGCCCAGCGACAAUGAUCGGAGCUUUUUUCACGCCACGCCUCUCGUCUUGGCCCCAUUCUGUCCCAACGUAGAAAGCCUUACUCUCCAAGGGUGCCCUCGGAGGGAGGCCUACCACAGUUUCAAGUUUGCUCAAUCUCUUCAUCGGUUCAAGCGCGUCACGCACUUGGCAUUGCGGAGCUUUGCUCUUGGUAGCAUCGCCAGUUUGACGCGCAUCAUCUGUGCUCUACCAGCACUAACAGAGCUCGAGCUUGCUCGUGGGAUCUUUGCUGGGCCGUCAGCACAGCGCAACACGGGGAGACCGGCUUUUACGGUCCACUGUCCUGCUUCUGUACCGAAGCUCAAGAGGCUCACAAUCAUAUCCCUCGAGACAAAUUUACUCGAGCGACUUGCAGAUUGGCUGGUUUCCUCGAAUGCUUGCGAAAGCAUCACUUUCUUAUGCGUGGAGCAGGACUUCGCCGUCAAUCUGACGGCUAUUACAGAACUGCUCCAAGCAGUCCGACCAUCCAUAGAGCAGUUACGCCUGAUUGACUCCGGGCCAGGUUAUCCCUGCUGUCUCUUCAUGCUGCACGGCGUCAAUCUGCGUUUCCUGCAGCUUGGCUACAGAGCCUUGAAUGUACAAACCAAUACGGGGACUACGCCAUCAUCUCUAAGACUUGUCGACCAAUUACAUCAAAUUCUGUCUAGUCUCCUCAAUUGUCACCUGGAACGGCUCAGUCUCAUCGUCGACCUGUCCUCGGCAGUGGAAUAUUACGGUCAUAAGACGGACAGGCUCGAUUGGACACCUCAUGACUACCAAAUGCAACGCGAGUUGCUCGCCUUGAUCGGCACACCCUGUUUCAACCGGCUCGCCGACGUCGACGUUCAAUUCUCCGUUGCUCAAGACCGGCGCAUGUGGAAUCAAUCCGAAUUCUCAAAAGCCAUGCGGAUUGUGAUGCAUAAAACACAGCAUCUACUUCGCCCCUGGCAUGAUCGCAACAUACUCGAUGUCUCUUGUCGUAGUCGACUAUCAUGUUACGGUCCAGAGAAGCACCGCCGAAAGGCAAUAUUGCGGGGCUUCAAGCCGCGAGGAAAGGUUCUUGUGGGCAGGGCAGGGUCAUUCUCCGACUCCACGCCAAAUUCAGACUCUGAAUGACCAGUUCGGGAUAGUGCCGCAUGUUUGUACAGUAGCAUCCUGACCCAUGUACCGUUGUCCGUGUUCCACUCUCGCGGUUUGUUGCUGUGUGGCAUGAAAUACUAUACAUACAACAUGCA
Molecule: messenger RNA, 2484 nt
Organism: Rhodofomes roseus
Lineage: Eukaryota; Fungi; Basidiomycota; Agaricomycetes; Polyporales; Fomitopsidaceae
Exons: 6
Coding region: 227-2365 (712 amino acids)
Molecular function (GO): protein binding
Source: RefSeq, a predicted model, not a curated record